This is a messenger RNA of Lytechinus variegatus (green sea urchin), 3200 nucleotides long. It is a transcript of the gene mgll, whose product is annotated as monoglyceride lipase-like. The transcript is spliced from 7 exons. Gene Ontology annotation, molecular function: lipase activity. Lineage: Eukaryota; Metazoa; Echinodermata; Echinoidea; Temnopleuroida; Toxopneustidae. Gene Ontology annotation, cellular component: membrane. The record is from RefSeq and is a predicted model, not a curated record. Bases 90 to 1010 code for a protein of 306 amino acids.
GUUCCGGUACCGGGCGGUGAUAUGAUGUCAAUGACAGGGACUACGGUUGUAGGCCCACUACAACUUAGUUCAGUCCUGUAAGAUAAAACAUGGCGGAAAGACCGAACGAGGGCGCCUUCAAAAAUUCUCAGGGAUUGAAUUUGCACUGUAGGUACUGGUAUCCAGAAAAUCAAGACGUGAGAGCCCUUGUGCAUAUUAUUCAUGGAUUAGGUGAACACAUUGGACGUUAUAAUGCUAUUGCAUCAUCUUUCACCAAGCUGGGAUGUGCAGUCUAUGCACAUGAUAAUGUUGGCCAUGGACGCAGUGAUGGGGUGAGAGUUGAUGUGGAAGAUUUUGAUCAAUAUAUCAGAGACUGUCUCCAACACACAGACAUAAUGACAGAAAAAUACCCCAACCUUCCUGUAAUAGUUUUUGGUCAUUCUAUGGGAGGUACAAUUGCAAUUUUGAUGAUGAACUCACACUCAAGUCGAUUUGCUGGAGCUAUAUUUGGAUCCCCUGGCAUAGCACCAUCACAAGCUACACCCUUCUUGAUGUUUAUGGCAAGGGGAGUUGCUGCCCUAUGCCCCCAAAUGUCAAUUGGUAAAUUAGUUGUAACAGACAUCAGCAGAGAUCCAGCUGUGGUUGAAGACUAUGUGAAAGAUCCAUUGGUGUGGCAUGGUGGGGUCAAGGCACGAUGGGCAGUCAAUAUGUAUGGUGCAUGCAUGAAGAUACAGGCUGAAUGUGGAGAGAAAGCUAACUAUCCAUUCCUUCUACAACAUGGCUCCAAGGAUAUUAUCUGUGAUAUCAAAGGAUCAGAUCUUUUCUUUGAGAGGUCCAAAAGUCAGAAUAAAGUCUACAAGAUAUAUGAAGGCUACUUCCAUGAAUUGGACAAGGAACCAGAGGGAGAGAGAGAAGUCGUCUUCAAGGAUUUAGAGGAGUGGACCAGUAAUUUCCUUGAGAGAUUAGAGGGAUCAAAUGUUGAUGAUCCAACCAGAAAGGUCGAUCCAGAUGAUGUAGACUUGAAAACAUGAUGGGCUUAUGUCAAGGGGAUAAAUUGCUUGACCUACAGAUAUGGCGGUUGUUUCAAGAAGUGACUUGUCAGAUAUUUUCAUGAGAACUGUUGUAAAGGCCAUCGCCCACCUUACAAUUGGUCUGUGACCAGAUUUUGGAAUAAGACGUAGUAGAAUUUGAUGCUAAUAUUGAGACAUGGAAUAUGUCACUCUGUAAUGAUAUAGGAAUAACGCAUUCCGCGGAGUUGUUAGCAAGUAUGCAGUGCACGAGAGCCUUCGGCUCGUGUGGAGUGUGCAUGCGAAGAAGAAACCUUGAGUGCACUGCAUAUCGCUGAACAACGACGGGAAAAUGCGUUAUUCCUUUUAUAAGAUGGCUAAGUAAUUUCGAACGCAAUUAAGCACCUUAUAUGAGAAAGAAAUAAUGAAAUAGAUCUAAAUCAAAUAUCAAAAAUUUUGAAAUUGCACUUACCGUUUGAAAAUGGUCCAGAGUAGGAUUUCUCCGAGAUUACUUGAUUCCAAUUUGUGCUGAAUCCGUGUUAGGUCCUUUAUUCCAAAUUUCUUUCGAGUUUCGGGAGUUAAAUUUCAAUGAUGUUUUGCGAUCACCACAAAAAAGUUCAGAGUUCAGUUUACAAAGUUUCAAAUCCAACACAUGAACUCGAAAAUGUUUCAACUCUCAAGAAUUCAACACAUUUACAGCUAGACUCUAUUUAUUUACCGGUACAGCAGAUUUACUUGGCUUGAGGAAACUUGCUGCUAUCACCGAUAUCUAGAUCUAAUCCAUAGACAGUUCUCAUCUAAGUAUCUCUGAGCAUUGAACCUAAUGUUUUGUAGCGACCUCGUUUUGUACGAUUCUCCAUUGUCCUUCCUUCUUCCGGAGCCGAGAAUUUGGUCAAAAACUUGUCCAAAUCUUUGGUAUCCUUGGUGAUUUCUUCCAAAUCAGUUCCAGUGAAUUUGGCAAAGUCCAUGACUCAUGAGUUUACAUUUAGCAAAUUUCAGCACUUUUUUGUCCCUUUGCUGUCCAUGUCGUUUACCAAUUGGUCAAUUUCUUCAUCUGUCAUAACUUGGAAGGAGACAGAUAAGUCCUCCUUUGGUUGAUUCACCCACGCCAUAUCUCAAGGUUUCCGAAUGAGUUGUGAUUUCGAAACAGACACACAACAAAGGCAGGAUACACAGCCUACACAGCGACGAAACUUACAGCCAAUCAGUACCGUAAUCGAGAUCGUAGAUCAUAUAGACCUAGAUCAAAAUCAGUAAACGAGGAGCCAUAAAAACUCUUGUUUCAGCAGGAGUUAAUUUUUUGAUGGCACAAGUUUUAGAUCCUAUGAAAUAACAUGAGUGGUGGCCUUGAAAAUCUGGUUAAAUGAAGAAUUUCACUGUAAAAUGUUAUUUUUACUCAGUGUCAACUGACAAAUCGUCGAUACGUCCCAGGCGAUCGAUGAAUUUGUGCAUAAAUUUAUUUUCUUUUUCAACAUAUGCUGGUGGAUCUAGCACUAAUUAGUUUAUAAAAAGUUCAUCUUUCAUUCUACGUACGUGACCUCAUUGAGCAUAAAGCUGGUACGUAAUCGAAAUCUCGAUUUUUUUUUAGACACUGCGCAUGCGCCAAAACCGUGGGUUAGACAAUUUGGGUGCGCGAAAGUCCCACGGGCGUGCAGGGAUAGACACUUUUCGCGAAUGAUCACGUGGUACGCUUUGACCAAUCAGCAAGCUGCAAAUUAUUUAGCCAUCUUAUAAUAUAAAUCAUUGUAUGAAUACCUAUGUUCAAAUCUGUGACUAUUCUCUAAUCCUUAUUAGAAUGAAUAAAAAAUCUAGUCGCAAUGUUGUCAGCAAUCAUAAGAUUGACUACAAUUUGAAACUUAUUUGAACUUUACUCCAAAAUGUAGUCUUGCAAUCAUCCAAUAUUUUAAAAUUAGUAUUCUUGCAGAUAAUUUGAACAUCAAAUAAAAAUAUACUUUUCUGUCGCAUUUUCAGAAAAUAAGCUAAAUACGAUUUGUUCCAAAAUCAGAUUGUUGACCAGUCAUAAGGUGUGGGGUGGCCAUAUUAAGACACUGAAACCUAUGCAUCUUAUGGGCUGAAAUCAAUUUAUCAGUGAAAUCCAUUAAAAAGACCCUUCUCCCCACUGUCUGAUUACUGUUUCAAACAAAGCUACUAUUUGGCAUUAUACAAUACACAUGAAUCCCCAUGAUUUUGCUUUUUUUUUUUUACAUUUUAAGA